Messenger RNA from Rotaria socialis, 882 nucleotides. The record is from the annotation of a GenBank genome assembly. NCBI's taxonomy places the organism in Eukaryota, Metazoa, Rotifera, Eurotatoria, Philodinida, Philodinidae.
AUGAUCAUCUACAUGAAAAAUAUUGAUAAUAAACAAGGUAUGAAACCGUGGGAACAAUUACUAGUUAUGUAUCCAGGUUUGGUUGUACCAAUUCAGGAAAGUUGGAAUGAUCCAUUGUCAAUACGUAAGAUUUAUAUGAUUACACCAACCAAAACACGUGCUGAACAAAUUGCUGAUUUAACACGAUUAGCACAAACACUCUAUUUAAUUCCAAAUCUUUUUUGGAUUAUUGUCGAAGACGAAUCUCAACGAACAGGUCGUCUCCAUCGUUUACUUCAAUCAUUUAACUUACCGUUUAUUCAUUUAAAUAUUGCGACACCAGAUUAUUUAAAACCAACAAAAAAUCAAUCCACAUGGCGUCGACCACGUGGAAUGCACCAAAAAAAUAUUGCUCUUCAAUGGAUACGUGAAAAUACAAAUACAAAUGAUGAUGCGCUUGUUUAUUUUGCUGAUGAUGAUAAUUCAUAUCAUUGGAAAUUAUUUCAAGAGAUUCGAAAAGUUCAAUUAGUUGGUGUUUGGCCAGUUGGUCUUGUUGGUGAACUAUUAUAUGAACGUCCGAUUUGCUUAAAUGGAAAAGUUUAUUCUUGGUUUCAUUAUAUUUAUCGAAAACGAAAAUUUCCAACUGAUAUGGCUGGAUUUGCGAUUCAUUUGGGUCUUGUUCACAAGCAUUCAAAUUAUCUAUUUAAUGUCAGCGCUAAUAGUGUAGGUGAACAAGAAUCUAAUAUACUUGAUGCAAUGACAAGUAUGAAUCAACUUGAAUGUUUAGCUAAUAAUGCUUCUAAAAUUUAUGUUUGGCAUACAAAAACUCAAUCUAUGUUUUUAACAACGACGGAAAAAUUACGAAAUGCAGGAAUGAAGUAUGAUCUAAUCAGUGAAUUGUAA